AUGUUCGAAUACUUUUGCCAGUUGUUCCAUAAAUAUGAUUAGGGAAUGGAAUCUGCAAUUAAAUAGUUCAAUAUUAAAAAAAAACAUUUGGGAAACAAUUAGUGUGAAUAUGAAGAUUUUAAUGAAGCAUUAAAAUAUUGUGAUAUCCUUUUAACUUCCAGACAGAGAUUGUAUUUGGAAUUAGAAAUAUUUUCCGAUUCUUAAUAAUUACAGCGGUUUAAUUUUUAGACUCUAUUUUCAAAGUUUAAAUUAAAGGUUUCUGAUUUAGAUAAUAGUAUUAAUUGA
This is a messenger RNA of Paramecium tetraurelia, 285 nucleotides long. RefSeq lists its product as uncharacterized. The record is from RefSeq and is a predicted model, not a curated record. NCBI's taxonomy places the organism in Eukaryota, Ciliophora, Oligohymenophorea, Peniculida, Parameciidae. The transcript is spliced from 2 exons.